AGGGUUGCAGGGGGACGUUUCAGCUGAAGGACUGCCUCGUUGCAACAAGAACUUUAUGGCUCCCGGAAGUGCUUCCUCCCGGUCCUUUUCCCAGCCUCUCGCCGGUGGGCUGCAGUUGGAGCGAUGGCGGCGGCAGCCGCUGGGCCCGGCACGGGGUGUGGACCUGGGGACUCUCCGGAGGGGCCCGAGGCAGAGGCCCAGGAGCGUCGGCGGAAGGCGCACGGGAUGCUGAAGCUUUACUACGGCCUCUCGGAGGGGGAGACGGCGGGGCGCCCCCCAGGGUCGGACCCCCUGGACCCGACGGAUCUCAACGGGGCGCACUUCGACCCGGAAGUGUACCUGGACAAGCUGCGUAGAGAGUGCCCCCUGGCCCAGCUGAUGGACAGUGAGACAGACAUGGUGCGGCAGAUCCGGGCUCUAGACAGCGACAUGCAGACCCUGGUCUAUGAGAACUACAACAAGUUCAUCUCCGCCACAGACACCAUCCGGAAGAUGAAGAACGACUUCCGGAAGAUGGAGGACGAGAUGGACCGGCUGGCCACCAACAUGGCGGUCAUCACGGACUUCAGCGCGCGCAUCAGCGCCACCCUGCAGGACCGCCACGAGCGCAUCACCAAACUAGCAGGCGUCCACGCGCUGCUGCGGAAGCUGCAGUUCCUCUUUGAGCUGCCCUCGCGCCUCACCAAGUGCGUGGAGCUGGGCGCCUACGGGCAGGCGGUGCGCUACCAGGGCCGCGCGCGGGCCGUGCUGCAGCAGUACCAGCACCUGCCCUCGUUCCGCGCCAUCCAGGACGACUGCCAGGUCAUCACGGCUCGUCUGGCUCAGCAGCUGCGGCAGCGCUUCAGGGAGGGCGGCUCGGGCGCCCCGGAGCAGGCAGAGUGCGUGGAGCUGCUGCUGGCCCUGGGCGAGCCCGCGGAGGAGCUGUGUGACGAGUUCCUGGCGCACGCCCGCGGGCGGCUGGAGGCUGAGCUGCGGAGCCUGGAGGCGGAGCUGGGGCCCUCCCCUCCCGCUCCCGACGUCUUAGAGUUCACCGAUCUCGGAGGAAGUGGCUUCGUGGGUGGCCUCUGCCAGGUGGCCUCAGCCUACCAGGAGCUGUUUGCGGCCCAGGGCCCGGCGGGUGCCGAGAAGCUGGCAGCCUUUGCCCGGGAGCUGGGUGGCCGCUACUUCGCACUGGUGGAGCGGCGGCUGGCACAGGAGCAGGGCAGCGGCGACAACUCGCUGCUGGUGCGGGCGCUGGACCGCUUCCAUCGGCGCCUGCGCGCGCCUGGGGCCUUGCUGGCCGCUGCAGGGCUGGCGGAGGCCGCCACGGAGAUCGUGGAGCGGGUGGCCCGGGAGCGCCUGGGCCACCACCUGCAGGGCCUGCGUGCCGCCUUCCUGGGUUGCCUGACCGACGUGCGGCAGGCUUUGGCUGCACCUCGCCUGGCUGGAAAGGAAGGCCCCGGCCUGGCCGAGUUGCUGGCCAACGUAGCCAGCUCCAUCCUGAGCCACAUCAAGGCCUCCCUAGCAGCUGUGCACCUCUUCACGGCUAAGGAGGUGUCUUUCUCCAACAAGCCCUAUUUCCGGGGCGAGUUCUGCAGCCAGGGUGUUCGCGAGGGCCUCAUCGUGGGCUUCAUCCGCUCCAUGUGCCAGACAGCGCAGAGCUUCUGUGACAGCCCCGGGGAGAAGGGGGGUGCCACACCACCAGCUCUGCUCCUGCUGCUCUCCCGCCUCUGCCUGGACUAUGAGACAGCCACCAUCUCCUACAUCCUCACCCUCACUGAUGAGCAGUUUCUCGUGCAGGACCAGUCUCCAGUGACACCCGUGAGCACGCUGUGUGCGGAGGCGAGGGAGACAGCACGGAGGCUACUGACCCACUAUGUGAAGGUGCAGGGCCUGGUCAUCUCGCAGAUGCUGCGCAAGAGUGUGGAGACCCGGGACUGGCUCAGCACCCUGGAGCCCCGGAACGUGCGUGCUGUCAUGAAGCGGGUGGUGGAGGACACCACGGCGAUUGACGUGCAGGUGGGGCUUCUGUAUGAAGAGGGUGUCCGCAAGGCCCAGAGCAGCGACUCCAGCAAAAGGACCUUCUCUGUGUACAGCAGCUCUAGGCAGCAGGGCCGCUACGCACCUAGCUACACGCCCAGCGCCCCAAUGGACACUAAUCUUUUGAGCAACAUCCAGAAGCUGUUUUCUGAGCGUAUUGAUGUGUUCAGCCCUGUGGAGUUCAACAAGGUAUCCGUGCUAACCGGCAUCAUCAAGAUCAGCCUGAAGACGCUGCUCGAAUGCGUGCGGCUGCGAACCUUUGGGCGCUUCGGCCUGCAGCAGGUGCAGGUGGACUGUCACUUCCUGCAGCUCUACCUGUGGCGUUUCGUGGCCGAUGAGGAGCUUGUGCACCUGUUGUUAGAUGAAGUGGUGGCCUCGGCCGCCCUGCGCUGCCCGGACCCAGUGCCCAUGGAACCCAGUGUCGUCGAGGUCAUCUGCGAGCGGGGCUAGGCGGGGCCGCUGCCAUGCGCGGGCUUGCGCUGUCGCCCCAACCUCUCCAUCCCCCGGUCUCCAGUGCGUCCGCGGCCCCCUCCCCUCCCGGCCUCCAGACCCGGCAAUAAAGACGUGUUGUCUCCUC
Messenger RNA from Lontra canadensis (Northern American river otter), 2596 nucleotides. It is a transcript of the gene VPS51, whose product is annotated as VPS51 subunit of GARP complex. Gene Ontology annotation, biological process: Golgi vesicle transport; Golgi organization; retrograde transport, endosome to Golgi. The transcript has 10 exons. The record is from RefSeq and is a predicted model, not a curated record. Gene Ontology annotation, cellular component: GARP complex; EARP complex; membrane. Bases 124 to 2469 code for a protein of 781 amino acids. NCBI's taxonomy places the organism in Eukaryota, Metazoa, Chordata, Mammalia, Carnivora, Mustelidae.